AUGAAUAAUUUUCGUUUAGAUGAUGCUGUUAAAGAUUUAAAAAAUAUAGUCGAAAACAAUCGAUGUGUCAAUUGUGAUCAAUUGAAUGUGUUGAGCGUGAGAUAUCCCUGUGGUCACACGACGUGUAGUAAUUGCGUUGCAACUGCUGAGGAUUGUUUACUUUGUCUUACGCCACCCGAAGUUUCCACUCACUACAUAGAUGAACCUUCAAGUCUACGUGUCAAACAUGCAUCUGAACUUUUGACGGCCUUUCAAGAAUUGUUUGAAGUCGAUGUUUACAAAAGAUGCAGACUCUCUGAAAAACUUAAACUAGAAAAGGAAUUAUUCCCAGAAUGUAUUCAAGUUUCCAGUAAAUACACAAAUAAAAGAAAAAGUUUUGAAAACAAAGAAUCUAGAAAACGAAACAGAAAGCUUGCAAGUUUUCCUGGAGAAAACAUUUCAUUCAGAAAAUCAUACACAAUGGAAAAUAUCGAAAACAAUGUUGAACAGUGGUUAAAUAAAAAUGAAACAUUUCAAAAGAAUGUUAACAGUGUACCUCGUAAACCAUUUACAAAUUUAAAUAUUAAUGUUCAAACACAUAAAGAUAAGAAUAAAUUGGUUAAUCAAACUAGUAAUAAGAGUUUAAGUAGGAAAAGAAGCCAUUUACACACACUGAAAGAUACCUCAAAUGUGUCCAAAGUUCCAUAUAAGAAAUUUAAGGUACAGUCUGAGAACAAAGGUGAACAUAAUUUUGACAAUAAUUUGACUGAGAACAAUGAAAGUGGUAUAUUUUUUGAAGAUGCCAUAAUUAUAGAUGAUAGUCAAAGUGAUGUUUUAGAUAAAGAUCGUCUUGCUUUAAUGGCUGUUCUGGAGGCUGAUAAAAAUGAUCUGUCUACAGAUUGCGGCAUCGAUAUAUCUAUGAAUGAAAGUAUAAAGAAAAAUUGCAUCAAUCCACAAAAUAAUAGCCAAGAUGUGAUAAAAACUUAUAAAGUUCCGUUUGUUAAGAAAAGCGCUAUACUUGAAAUUUGUAAGUUAUGUAGAGAAGCCAAUGAUCAAGACAGUUCUCAGACUCCAAAAAAUGUUACUGUUACUAUUGAUAAUGAUAGUUUUAUAACAACUAUAAAAGUGGUAGAUUGUUCGGACAGCGUCAAAAAUUCAACAAAAUUAGCCGCUGUUCAAACUGAUGACGAAAAAACCAAAGUUGAUAAGGAAAUAAUUGAAUCGAACCCUUCCAAUAACUCACCGAACACUAGUUCUCGUGAGGUGAAAUUAAAACCACAAGAAACGAUGUAUGAUGUAGAUCCAAUACAAGAUAAGGCAGUUGAUAAUAAGAGCAAAUGUUUAAUUAUAGAGGAAUCUGAUUCCGACAGUGAUUUAUCCAAUGUAGAAGGCAGUUCCUUUGAAGUGACUGCAGAAUGUCAUAAUACAGAAAAAAAUAUACACUAUGAUGUUUUGGGUGAACUAAAUGAUUAUGAAAACAGAGGACGCCAUGCUUUAAGAGAACAUUCACCACACAGUUCCGACUCAUCAGACAAAGAAAAUUACGAUCCAAACAAAAUGAAAAGACAUGACGCUAAAAAGAAGUGUUGUUAUAAAAAUAAAUACUAA
This is a messenger RNA of Danaus chrysippus (African queen), 1587 nucleotides long. The record is from the annotation of a GenBank genome assembly. Lineage: Eukaryota; Metazoa; Arthropoda; Insecta; Lepidoptera; Nymphalidae.